Molecule: messenger RNA, 2599 nt
Organism: Branchiostoma floridae (Florida lancelet)
Lineage: Eukaryota; Metazoa; Chordata; Leptocardii; Amphioxiformes; Branchiostomatidae
Product: methylcrotonoyl-CoA carboxylase subunit alpha, mitochondrial-like
Cellular component (GO): mitochondrion
Molecular function (GO): methylcrotonoyl-CoA carboxylase activity; metal ion binding; ATP binding
Source: RefSeq, a predicted model, not a curated record
AUAAGAAACACAGGUCCGUGCAGGCCCUAUCAUCAUCAAAUCGUCAUCAACAUGGCGGGCGUUCUGAGGUUGACCCGAUGGGUCGGAGGACUUCGUGGCUCUUUACUGCCUACACAAGGCAGUCAUCAUGUGCAACAAGGGCCAAGAUAUUCUUCAGCUCCCUCCACUGUCCUGAUCAACAAGAUCCUGAUCGCUAACCGCGGGGAGAUCGCGUGUCGCGUGAUGAGAACAGCCAGGAAGCUGGGCAUCAGGACUGUGGCAGUGUACAGCGAUGCUGACCAGGACUCCAUGCAUGUGGCUAUGGCAGAUGAGUCGUACAACAUCGGCCCUGCCCCUUCUCAGGAGAGCUACCUCAACAUGAAGAAAAUUAUGGCUGUAGCCAAGAAUACAGGAGCACAGUACUUCAAAACACAUCAUGUCUGCUGCCGGGGUGCCAAUCAUUGAGGGUUACCAUGGCGAGGACCAAUCAGUGGAGAGAUUGAAGGCUGAGGCAGAGAAGAUUGGUUACCCAGUUAUGGUGAAGGCUGUGAGGGGGGGAGGAGGGAAGGGCAUGAGAAUAGUGAUGACAGAAGCAGAGUUUGAAGAACAGCUGGAAUCAGCCAAGAGAGAAGCUCUGAAGUCAUUCAAUGAUGAAAUCAUGCUGGUGGAGAAGUUUGUGGACACUCCAAGACAUGUGGAGGUCCAGGUGUUUGGAGACCAGCACGGAAACGUGGUGUACCUGUUUGAGAGAGACUGCAGCGUUCAGAGGAGACAUCAGAAAAUCAUAGAGGAAGCUCCUGCACCUGGAUUGACAGAAGAAGUGAGAAGAAGACUGGGCGAGGCGGCGGUCCGAGCAGCCAAGGCUGUCAACUAUGUGGGAGCAGGAACUGUAGAGUUCAUCAUGGACAAGGACCAGAACUUCUAUUUCAUGGAGAUGAACACCCGGCUGCAGGUGGAACAUCCUGUUACAGAGAUGGUCACUCACACGGACCUGGUGGAGUGGCAGAUUAAGGCAGCAGCAGGUGAACCCCUGCCUGUCACUCAGGAGGAGAUCCAACUGACCGGCCACGCCUUCGAGGCCAGGAUCUACGCUGAGGAUCCCGCCAACAACUUCAUGCCGGGGGCGGGGCCGCUGGUUCACCUGGCAACCCCCGCGGCCGACGAUACCGUCAGAAUAGAGACUGGCGUCAGAGCAGGGGAUGAGGUGUCGGUACAUUAUGACCCGAUGAUCGCCAAACUGGUGGUAUGGGGACCAGACAGACCUGCAGCACUUAACAAACUCAAACACUGCCUCACACAGUACAAUAUUGUGGGCCUGGCCAACAAUGUGACCUUCCUGAGUCAGCUGUCUUCACACUCGGAGUUUGCGGCGGGGAACGUUCACACCGGGUUCAUCGACCUCCAUGAGUCCCAGCUGUUCCCCAAGAGCCAGCCCCUCCCCCACGAGCUGCUGUGUCAGGCAGCUCUCGCUCUACUACUUCUGGAGGAAGAUCAGAUGAGGCUAUCCUCUGUCAUGUCUCAAGAUCCAUUUUCUCCAUUUGCCAAUGCCACUGGGAGGAGACUAAACCACACGUUUACACGGAAGGUUGAUCUCAACGAUGGAGACAACAAAGUCCAGAUUCAUAUAUCCUAUGGUGGAGAGGAUACAUAUACAAUGCAGAUUGGAGGUCAUUCCUACGAAGUCUCAGGGUUCCUCCAGUCAGGAGGCAGUAUGGAGGAGCUGAGGUGUACCAUCGAUGGUUCCCGCUCCACCGCCAGAAUCGCUCUGCACGGGAACUCUCUCCAUAUCUUCUCAAUGGAUGGUCCCUGUGAGAUCCAGCUCCCCACACCCAAGUACCUGGAGAAGCUUCGGGGGAGGGGGGCGGGGUCCACAGGGGGGGCGGUGGCACCCAUGCCGGGGGUCAUAGAGAAGGUGUACGUGAAGGACGGGGACACGGUGGAGAAGGGAGACCCACUCAUGGUCAUGAUCGCCAUGAAAAUGGAGUAACACGUAUUUCUGAAUUUUGGUGCCUACAACAAGAGUUAAGAUAGGAUUAUGUAGGGUUCCAAGCAUAUGUAUGAUAACUUUGAGUUAAAUUAUUUUGAAAAGUAUACUGGAAUACACUUGACAGUUAACCAUGCAUUAGAUCUACAUGUCACAUCUUUUGUUCAUCUUUAACUAGAAGCUCUUCCUGUAUCAUUUUUAAACAGUCCACAAUAUGAAGCUGUCUUAUGAUUUUCAAUAAACACUGGUCUGUCAAAUCAUUCCCAUUUGUAUCAUGUUUGGAGUCAUUAUUUCACCUGUACAUGUAUAUAUCUGAUCAUGGUGGCAUGAGUGGUCUAGUGAUUAGAAAUUCUGCUUCUUGACCGUAAGGUGUGGGUUGAGUCUUUGUGUGUCAGAGAAUGUAUUAUUAUCAUGGUAAUUAUUUUGUUACAAUCUGUCCAUCAACCAAAGAUACUAUAGCAAACAGUGGUUGUAUAGUUCAUGCUUCAUAUAGAGAAAGAAGAAAAAAAGUAUUACUCUCUGUUGAUUUUCCGUACUAGAAUUGUUUUGUAUUGUGACAAUGUUACCAACAUCAAAUCUUGCAUGUAUGUAUGUUAGGUGGUACAUUGUACUUAUAAACUUAUGUUCUUUAGCUAA